Tupaia belangeri chinensis (Chinese tree shrew) is the source of this 3435-nucleotide messenger RNA. RefSeq names its product patched domain containing 3 (gene PTCHD3). The coding region runs from base 1 to 2874 and encodes 957 amino acids. Lineage: Eukaryota; Metazoa; Chordata; Mammalia; Scandentia; Tupaiidae. Gene Ontology annotation, cellular component: membrane. The transcript is spliced from 5 exons. The record is from RefSeq and is a predicted model, not a curated record.
AUGAUAAUCAAUGUCAUAGGUUUCUGCAAGUCAGACUGUUCUGACUUUGAAGUCUAUUCUGCCUUUUUUCUGCUUAUCCACUAUGAGGCAGUGUCUCCGAAACCGGAGUCUCAGAGGAGCGCGGCGCGGGGGCCAGAGGAGAGGCAGGGGUCCGACUCAGAGACGGCGCCACCGCCCCUGUCAGCGCCGCUCGAUGGCCGGUGGCCGUCGUCUUUUCAGGGACAGGAAGGGCAGCCCAGAGAGCGGGAACUGUCAGUAAUACAGGAGUUGGAGUCGAAGCAGUCUGGGAAACCGGAUUCAGUCGCACAAGAGUCAGAAUUGGAACCUGUAGUGCCCGAGGUUGUCACCGGGAACCGCUGCAAAACCGACUGCCUGGAAGCGCCGCUCUCCCGCGCCUUCCAGCGGCUGGGAUGGGUGGUAGGGUCGUACCCCUGGGUCUUCCUGCUGGUGCCUAUGGUGCUGACGGCCGUCCUCGGCACUGGCUUCAUCUUCCUCCCGCAUGAGGAAGAAGACCUGGAGGAGCAGUACACCCCAAUCGCGAGCCCGGCCAAGGCGGAGCGGCGCUUUGUGCAGGAGCAUUUUCUCGCCAACGACUCCUAUAGCUUCUCCGCCUCCAGGAGGAGCAGCGAGUACAAUUUCGCCUCCAUUCUGGUGAUCUCCCGCUUCGACACGGUACUGGAACAAGACAUCUUUAGAGAAAUAAGCAAACUGGACAGGGCCGUGCAGACGUUGUAUGCAGUGCAUAAUGGCACCAAGAUCGUCUUCAGUCAGGUGUGCGCCAAGUACAUGACCGCCUGCGUGCCCCCCAACCCGCUCCUGCGCGCCUGGCAGCUGGACAAAACGCUCUACCUGAGGAACCUCACCUUCCCCAUCUACAGCCACAAGGGCCAGCUGGUCCACCUGGUCGGCUCCCUGGGAGGAACCAGCUUGGGUGAGAUGGUGGGAAUGGGCAAGCUUAUCCUGCAGGCCAAAGCCAUGAGGCUGGUGUACUUCCUGAAGUCCGAGCAGCAGGUGGACAAAGAGCAGAGCAAGCAGUGGCUGAUCCAGUUCCUGGACCACAUUAACAGACUUAUGGCCAGCCUGGCCUUGGAAAAAAUCAAGGUGGUCUACUUUACAUCCCUUUCCAGACAACUGGAAUUUGAGGCAACAUCUAUGACAGUGAUUCCUUUGUUUCACUGGGCAUACAUUCUAAUCAUACUAUUUGCUGUGUUAUCAUGCUACAGGUGUAACUGUGCACAAAACAAAAUAUGGGUUGCAAUCUUUGGAGUGAUUUCUGCUAUGUUGGCAGUGGUGAGCAGCUUUGGCCUGAUGUUAUACAUUGGGGUGCCAUUUGUGAUCAUAGUUGCAAAUUCACCAUUUCUUAUUUUAGGCGUUGGGGUUGAUGACAUGUUUAUUAUGAUUUCUGCCUGGCAGAAGACCAGGGUUGUGGAUAACAUAAGAGAACGGAUGUCCGAUGUCUAUUCAAAGGUGGCUGUGUCCAUUACAAUCACCACUCUCACCAACAUCCUGGCCUUCUACACAGGGAUUAUGAGCUCUUUCAGGUCUAUACAGUACUUCUGCAUCUAUACUGGAACAACCCUGCUCUUUUGUUAUGUUUAUAACAUCACCUGUUUCGGUGCAUUUAUGGCUCUGGAUGGUAAAAGAGAAGUAAUCUGUCUCCGCUGGUUGAAAAAGACAGAGACUCCCGAACAACAAAGUUCCUCACUGAAAAAGUUCUGCUGUUUCCCCUUUGGCUUUGAACCAGAAGAACAUGAAGCUCAUAUCCAUCCAAUGAACGUGUUCUUUAGAGACUAUUUUGGCCCUUUUCUCACAAGCACUGAGUCCAAGUUUUUUGUAGUGCUGAUAUACAUUUUAUACAUCAUAUUAAGUAUAUAUGGGUGUCUCCAAGUGCAGGAAGGUUUAGACCUUCGAAAUUUGGCAAGUGACGAUUCCUAUAUCAGACCAUAUUUUAAUGUGGAGGAGGACUAUUUUUCACAUUAUGGUCCCAGGGUUAUGGUUAUUGUUACCAAAAGUGUUGACUACUGGGAUGAAAAUGUUAGGCAAAAAUUGGGAAAAUGCAUGAAUGAUUUUAAAAAUAAUGACUAUAUAGAUAAAAAUCUUACAGAAUUUUGGUUACAAGCUUAUUUGCAGUAUAUGAAAAAUAACAACCAAGAUCCUAAUGAUAAAAAUACUUUUAUGAAUAGCAUUUCUGGUUUUUUAACACAGUUUCCAAUUUUUACAUAUGAUAUUAAUAUUUCAUCAUCAAACGAAAUCAUUUCUUCCCGGGGCUUUAUUCAGACUAUAGAUAUUUCCUCCUCAAUCAGUAAGAGGUUGAUGUUACUCCAAUUACGAGGCAUAGCUGAAAAGUGUGAAAUUCCCCUAAUGGUGUAUAACCACGCAUUCAUAUAUUUUGAUCAGUAUUCUGCAAUAUUAGAAAACACCAUUCGAAAUGUCAUAGUAGCAUCGGCAGCUAUGUUCCUUGUUAGCUUAUUCUUAAUUCCUCAUCCAAUGUGUUCCUUGUGGGUAACUUUUGCUAUUGCUUCUGUGAUUGUAGGAGUAACAGGUUUCAUGGCAUUCUGGAACGUCAAUCUUGACUCCAUAUCCAUGAUUAAUCUUAUCAUUUGUAUAGGGUUUUCUUUUGAUUUUUCCGCACACAUUUCCUAUGCAUUUGUUUCCAGUUCUCAGCCCUCAUUAAACCAAAAAUCAAUUGAGGCGUUAUAUAUGCUAGGUUAUCCAGUGCUACAAAGUGCAGUUUCAACAGUAAUAGGGGUAAGUGUUUUAUCUGUAGCUAAAGCAUACAUUUUCAGAACAUUUUUUAAGAUUAUGUUUCUUGUUAUGGUAUUUGGGGCUAUUCAUGGCCUAAUUUUUAUUCCGGUAUUCUUAACUUUUUUUUAAAGGUUUAUUUAAAUAGCCACUAACAAAGACCAGUUAUAGAAUUCCUCAUUGCCCCAAUCCAAUCUGACUUUUAAAAAAUGCACUAUUGAGAAUAGUCAAUAAACUUAAAACAAAGGCAUGUUUCCUUGACUUGGAAAUCCCAUUUUUAAUUGUUACUUUAAAAAUCCAGAGAAAAAUUAAUUAGUCUUACAUUAAAAUACCUUUACUAAAGUAGGAAGUGUUGUCAUCUUUAUUAUAGUCUCUACAAACAACUGUAAGGUAAAAUAUUCUUGUUAUUUUUCCUUUGAGUUCAUCAUUAGAAGUUUAUACCUGGAAUUCAAGUAGUUUAUAUAUUGUUCAGACUAAAAAUGGAACAUUAUUUUAUUAUAUUUCCUAAAGGCAUUAUUAUGUGAAAAUGCAACUUAUUAUUCUCCAGUUGGGUUUUUUAAAUGCAUUUUCAUAAUGGUAUAGUUUGAUGACAGAAGUUUUUAAGCAUAUAAAUUCAAUUUAUCAUUUUUUAUUAAUGGUUAGAGUUUUCUGUAUCCUCUCUAAGAAGCCCUUUACUAGUCCAAGGUGACAAAA